Molecule: messenger RNA, 875 nt
Organism: Pieris rapae (cabbage white)
Lineage: Eukaryota; Metazoa; Arthropoda; Insecta; Lepidoptera; Pieridae
Exons: 3
Coding region: 128-538 (136 amino acids)
Source: RefSeq, a predicted model, not a curated record
UCAUAUCCUUAAGUUUAACUUCUACUUAUUAAAAAAAUAAUUUUAAAGUAAUCCUGAAGUUUGAUGCAGUUUAUGAGUCCGUCAGUAUAUUAUAUGUCUGUGCUGGCCAUCGAAUAAAGACUGACGUAUGAGUCAGCCGGACUUCAUUGAUAGGGAAGAAAUAAUUUUUCAAAAUUUAAGGUGGUUGAAAAAAAGACGUAAAAAAAAGUCAAUUGAAAUGGAUAUUUACUUUGUCGAUAACGGAAGACAAGAUGAAAUUGAAACGUUUUACGAGGCGUGCCAACGUCAUAGGGACUAUUACAGAGGUUAUCCCAAAGCCCAUCACCCACUGCUGUACUUCAAGGAUCCCGAGUAUUCGUACCAGUGUCCAUCGGAAAUGACUCCCGUGUACCUGUCGUUCCCGAUGUUCCACGUGAAGUACAAGCAGCCCGCGGUUCUGCCGCAGGAGUCGGGUCGCACCAGCGGAAUCCCUGCCCUCCCCGACCGCACUCUCGCCGGCCGUUUCAAUAAGGCCGCUUGCAAAGCGUUCGUGAGAUAGAAUUAAAAACUAUACAAAUCAUUUAAACUUUAUUUCAUAUUCUAAAAUACACGGAACUGGAGAAUUCCGGUAUUCUCGACAAAAUAAAAAUAAACUCCGAAAGGCCGAUGCCUCCGGUGAAGUCCAACUUGAUCUCUUCCAAUAUCUGAAACGGAAACGAACGAUGACGCGUCUCCUUCUUUAGAGGAUGCAAUCGUCACUCUCUACUUACAAUGUUAGCAAUUUUCAUUUUGGAAUCGGGAUCGAGGCAGCGAUUGCGAUGAUCGGAGUCCCGCGUCAAUCGGUCUAAAAUGUUGCAUAUGUCGGUUGCGUUUAUUUGAUUGUCUUCGUCGAUAUC